CUAUCUUUUUUUAAAAUUGGUUUCACUAUAUUUUCAUGCACAUGCAAUAAAGGAAAAAUAGAUCAAGAAAAGAAAUAGCUAAAAAAGCUUACAAUCAAACCCUAAUUCACCUGAUUUCACAUGAAUUCUUAUUCCCUCGUCGUCCUCUAGGACGGCGAGUGGAUUAAACUUCCACCUCCUCUUCUUCUUCUUUCUCGAUCUCUCCGGUCGUUCGGAAUUAAAUUAAAUAAAGAAGAAUGGCUCGAAAUGUAUUUUGUCAAGCAUUUCAAUUGCUAGAGCUGAAUGUUAUCUCCGGCCAAGAUCUAGCCCCAGUUUCACGUAAAAUGCGAACGUAUGCGAUUGCAUGGGUUCAUCCUGACCGGAAACUUUCAACGAGAGUCGACACUCAAGGCCAUAAUAACCCUACAUGGAACGAUAAAUUUGUUUUCCGGGUCGAUGACGAGUUUCUUUACGGCGAAACAUCCGCCAUAAUGAUAGAGAUCUACGCCUCAAAUUGGUUCAAAGACAUCCACGUGGGAACAAUCCGCGUUCUCGUCGGAAACCUAGCUCCUCCACAGAAACAGCCUCGGCAACAGCAGCAGCACCACGUUCAGCUGGACACUAUGCGGUUUGUCGCGCUUCAAGUACGCCGUCGUUCCGGCCGUCCUCAGGGGAUUCUCAAUAUUGGCGUAGCGAUUCUUGAUACGUCGAUGAGAAGCAUGCCGUUGUAUUCUCAGAUCAGCGCCUCCGCCGUAGGUUAUCGUGAUUUAAUGGGUGGAAAAGAGAAGCCUAUAAAUAAUAAUUAUAAUCAUAAUAACAAAGACGAUGACCGGAGCAGCGAUGAUAAUCAGAAUCAAUUCUUGCUCCCGUGGAUACCUAAGCCGGACCUCCGGCGAACAAAAAGUGAUAGCAGUUCGAUGGUUGGAUCAGAAAUGGUUGAGAACACUACAAUCCAAAACAAAAAACAAAAAAAAGGCGGUUCAAUGAUAAGCGGGUCGGAGAUUAUCAAGAAAGAAAAUAUUAACGGCUACAAAAGUUUCAAGAAACAGUCAUCAAUGGCUAGCUCUAUGAUAUUAACUUCGGAAAUCAUCCAGAAACUGACCAAGAAACCCGUUCCUCUGAAUCCUGACUCGACCGUCGGCGGGUUAACCAAAUCUAAAUACGGGUCAGAGAGUAACUCAGGCGACACACCACCGCCAACCCGUAAAUCUCCGGUGAAAACUGCUCUAAGUUCCUUAACUAGCUUCAAAUUCGGAACACCAAAACCGACAAAUAGAGCAAAAACGCCGCAUCACGUGACGGAAUCGGAACUCGGACUCGGUCCGUCGGCGUCGGAGGUGGCGGCCAUGAUGAUAAGGAAUAACAAACAUCCUAUAGAAGAAACAGAGAGUGAAAUAAUGGGUUCUUGGAGCUUAGAAAGUACCAUGGAAGGGCUGCAAUCUAAAUUAGAAAGGUGGCGAGCGGAGCUGCCGCCGGUAUAUGACCGUAGUGAAUUGUCGAGUUAUCCGAUGAGCAGUGUCGCCGUCGACCGGAAACGCGAAAUCAGCCAUGCCAGAAGGCGUAGUAGCGGCGGAGAUGGUGCAUUUACUUGUUUUGGGACGUUUUGUGGUCUUGAAUGUUCCAUUGUUUGCGGCGGUAAUGGACCCGGAAAUAAGAAAAAUAUGGGUCGGGUUAAGCGGGUCCCUUCCACGGGUAAUUUGAGUCUUCUUUGAUAACUAACUUACCAGUUUUUGCUAAAAUGCGCCUGAGAUGUUUUGUGGGGACUUGAUGCUUGUGUUCGGCUAUUCUUUCCUAUUUUUUUUCCUCUUCUUUUUGGUCUCUUUAUUCAUAUAUUACAAUUUGUUAAAAAUUUGAAAGAAUAUUUUGUAUUGGUCGAAUCUAAUUGUAUGUUAUUUCUCUAAAUUUAAUUAAUACAAUUUUUCUUUUUGAUCA
Molecule: messenger RNA, 1911 nt
Organism: Mercurialis annua (annual mercury)
Lineage: Eukaryota; Viridiplantae; Streptophyta; Magnoliopsida; Malpighiales; Euphorbiaceae
Exons: 1
Coding region: 237-1691 (484 amino acids)
Biological process (GO): defense response
Source: RefSeq, a predicted model, not a curated record